Molecule: messenger RNA, 7184 nt
Organism: Siniperca chuatsi (mandarin fish)
Lineage: Eukaryota; Metazoa; Chordata; Actinopteri; Centrarchiformes; Sinipercidae
Gene: igf2bp2a
Product: insulin-like growth factor 2 mRNA binding protein 2a
Exons: 16
Coding region: 618-2450 (610 amino acids)
Biological process (GO): nervous system development; regulation of gene expression
Cellular component (GO): cytoplasm; nucleus; cytosol
Molecular function (GO): mRNA 3'-UTR binding
Source: RefSeq, a predicted model, not a curated record
AAAUUUCUGUGUCGCUCAUAAAUAAAAAAAGGCAAAGUGUGUGUGAUCAGUGACUCUGUUUGGGUCGACAAGUACAGUGACAACGACUUGAUUUUCCACACAGUAGCCCUUUUUCACUCCCCCAGCUUGGAGCGACCUAAAGCACUGCCCUUAGGCCUAUUAUGAUUUGAUGAAAUAACCCUACUGCCUCCUUUAAGCCCAUCCCUUUGCUGAAUGUACCCAGUGAUCAUCAUGCCACUUUCAUACCCUAAUGCACUUUCUACGCCGGAGAACCAAGAGUGAUCCCACAUGCACCUCCAAACAUUUUUUUUCUUGUGAUUUUAAGGGAGAUUUUAUUUAGAGGCGGUGCUUGUCGGUUCCAGAGUAGCGUCGUAACGACACUUUUCCCCCCAGUCCCUGUUAAAAGAGUUAGACCAGGGCCAGAGUUGGUGCUGGGGGGUCGCCUAUAGUUUAGUAAUUUCCUGGGGGGUGAUUGCUGCGUGUUUUUUAAAAAAAAUCCCAGCUGAUUUUUCUAUUUUCUCUUUCAUUUUAUUUUUUAUUUUUCUACUUAUUUGAAUAUCGCCACUCUCUCACUCUUAAGAUCUGAUACCCCUUCGAGAUUUUGCUCCUUUCAGAUCAUGAACAAACUAUAUGUUGGGAAUUUAAGUCCUUCGGUCACUGUCGAGGACUUGAAGCAGCUCUUUGGGGAGAGGAAGCUGCCAGUGGCCGACCAGGUCCUACUGAAAUCCGGCUAUGCUUUUGUGGACUUCCCCGACCAGAACUCGGCCAUAAAGGCUAUAGAGACUCUUUCUGGUAAAGUUGAAUUACACGGCAAGGUGAUAGAGGUAGACUACUCUGUUCCCAAAAAACUAAGGAGUCGGAAGAUCCAGAUCCGGAACAUUCCCCCUCAUCUACAGUGGGAGGUUUUGGAUGGCCUUCUAGCUCAGUAUGGUACUGUAGAAAACGUGGAACAAGUGAACACUGAUACAGAAACAGCAGUGGUGAAUGUUACGUAUGCAACCAAGGAGGAAACUAAAGAAGCCAUUGAGAAGUUAACAGGACACCAGUUCGACGACUACUCUUUCAAGGUGUCAUAUAUUGUGGAUAUGGAUGCUGCUCCGCCUGACGAGGCUCCCCGCACACGACGCGGGGGCCGGUCGUCCCGUGACCAGGGUGCCUCUCAGCCCGGGCCUUCAGGAGAAUUUGGCGCUCCACGGCGACAACAUGACUUCCCCCUGCGUAUGCUCGUGCCUACUCAGUUUGUGGGAGCCAUCAUUGGCAAGGAGGGCCUCACCAUCAAGAAUGUCACCAAACAGACACAGUCCAAGGUGGACAUUCAUCGGAAGGAAAAUGCAGGUGCAGCAGAAAAGCCCAUCACCAUCCACUCAACUCCUGAGGGCUGUUCCUCCGCCUGCCGCAUGAUCCUGGACAUCAUGCAGAAGGAGGCCAACGAGACCAAGACGACGGAGGACAUCCCUCUGAAAAUACUCGCCCACAACAGCCUUGUGGGCAGGCUGAUUGGGAAGGAGGGCCGCAACCUGAAGAAGAUCGAGGAGGAGACAGGGACCAAGAUUACCAUCUCCUCGUUACAAGACUUAACCAUUUACAACCCUGAGAGGACCAUCACGGUGAAGGGCAGCUUGGAGGCGUGUUGUAAAGCCGAGGCGGAGAUCACAAAGAAACUGAGGGAAGCCUACGAGAAUGACAUUGCUGCUAUAAACCAACAGGCCAACCUGAUCCCAGGCUUGAACCUGAACGCUCUGGGCAUCUUCUCCUCUGGUCUGCCGGUGCUGCCCCCUGCUGCUGGACCACGUGGUGCAGUGCCCCCAGUGGCACCAGCAGCAUACAACCCAUUCUUAAGUCACUCUUCACAACUCAGUGGCCUGUACGGGGUUCCUCCAGCAAGUGCCAUCCCCCACCAGCACUCACAACAGGCUCAAGAACAGGAGGUUGUCUACCUCUUUAUUCCAACUCAGGCAGUCGGGGCCCUGAUCGGCAAGAAGGGCCAGCACAUCAAACAACUCGCCCACUUCGCUGGAGCUUCCAUCAAGAUUGCCCCAGCUGAGAGCCCAGAUGUUACUGAGAGGAUGGUUAUCAUUACUGGAACCCCAGAGGCUCAGUUUAAGGCCCAAGGUCGGAUAUUUGGGAAGCUGAAAGAGGAGAACUUCUUCUCAGCAAAGGAGGAGGUCAAACUGGAGACGCACAUCAAGGUUCCCUCAACUGCAGCCGGCAGGGUCAUCGGUAAAGGCGGCAAGACGGUAAACGAGCUGCAGAACCUUACGAGCGCUGAGGUCAUCGUACCGCGGGACCAAACUCCAGACGAGAACGACGAGGUCUUUGUGAAAAUCAGUGGGCAUUUCUUUGCCAGCCAGACUGCACAAAGGAAGAUCCGGGAGAUCAUUCAGCAGGUCAAACAGCAGGAACAGAAGCACCAGCAGGGCGCCGCUGUGUCACCGCACCACGCCAAGUGACCAGCGGGGUGUCUCCAGUGGGCGCCAGCAAAUGAAUGUAGCCCUCCCAAACGGACAGAGACCUACCCAGACAAAGGCCAAGGCCAAGGCCAAGGGGGACAUGCAGGGCAGACCAGCAGCACCGGGAUCAAAACCAAAGAACUUCACUAGGGGGGAAACAAGUGAGAGCCAAAGGCUGAGGGCAUUGUGUGCACUGCCAGCCCUGUGAGAGCAGAUAGAGUGGGAGAAACCGUACUGAUAUAAUAUAUUAAAAAGACCAAAAAAAUCUAAAAGAAAGGUGGAAAUGGCAGAGAAUUUGGGAACUGUUGUCAGUUAAAAAGGUCAACAGGAAAUAGUAUGUCGCCCUGCAUAACGUUAUCUCUUUAGUUGGACUAACAUAGGCCUAACAAACGGAUAAAGCUGUAUUAACACGAGCAUAUAUGAAGCAUUGUGAUUGAUGUUUUGGGUUAGAGGGAGAGCAAGUGACAAUGGACACCUUCUCUCACAAGAGUUUAAGAUGAUAUUCAGAUUGCAAGAUUAAAUAUCCUUAGCAGUAUUAAUACAGAGUAGAAAAGUAUAUUGACACACACUGAGAGUAUGCGCUGUUAUUUUUCUAUCAAAAUGACAGUACGACUUGGUGUAGUUUUUAAUAUUUUGCUAGUUCCAGAGAUUGAUUGGGCUGUGACAGCCACACAAAGCGGUUUCCCUUGUUUGUUCACAUUAUUAUAGGCCACUGAAAUCAAAAAUCAAAAAAGAAAACCCUUAUAAGUAAAUAUGGUGAAUGGUUCUGAGUCUUUGUAACAAGCCUGUGUGUGUGCCAACGCAAAAGAUAACGUCCCUUUGAAAUGUCUCUCACCAUUCAUAAUAGAUGCUACACUUAUUUUAUUUGUUUUAUUUCUUCAUUUUCUGCUAACUUCUGCUUCUCUUUCUCAUCACUCUCUCUCAUCUGGCAUCAUGUUUAUUUGUUGUCAAGAAACACUUUUUUUUCCGUAGCCUUUUGAUAACAUUGAACUGACUGCCACUUUUGCUCAACAGAACAGAGGUUAAAUGCAACAGAGGGAUUUUUUUUUGUUUUGUUUUACCAGUAAACUGGUAUCACUCUCCCAUGCUGUACAGUAGACUAUAACUACAUUCAUGCUUGUUGUCCUAAUAUAAAAAAAAGUCAAAAGAAUGUCUCUUAAGGCAUUCUCCUUCGAUAAUGCUCAGAGCAAAAAUUGACGUUUUAAAAAACAAAACAAAAUGGUGCACAUUUGCUUGUUAACAUGCGACCAGUCAUUUUGGAUGUGCACCGCCACACGCUCUGCCUUAUGAGGACGUCAUGAGGGCCAACACAAAAUGUGAGCUGAGGGCCCAGAAAGGGGACGGGGUGUUAAGGGAGGGUGGGGUGGGAGGGUGCAGACUCGUGGUGUGUGGAGUGGCAGUGAGGAAAAGUUUUGGGUUAGAGGGUGGGGGUGAUUUGGGGGUUUAUGGGGAGGCACUGUAUGACCUGUGGUACACACACAACCGCAAACGUGACCGCAGCCGCGUUUGGCUUUAACCCAUCUCUUGUCAGGGAGCUUUCUAAAACGGCAUGACAGCUGUGAAUGUACGAUAUGCAGCCUUUUUAGAAAUAUCACCCCUGCCGUGUCCAGCAGGCCGGGCCAGAGGCACAGACACACAGAUUGUCAUUCUCACUCUCGCUCUUUUCUUUUAACUUUUUAGUUUUAUUUUGGCGAGCUGGCCUGCUGCUCUGUGAGUACGCUGGACACGCAGGUCCUGGUGUCCCUUUGUGCUUUACUUCGGAGACCAUGGAAGCUUGUUGCCUUAUUUUGUCACCUUUCAGACAUCACCCAUCAGCUUCAUCUUCCAGACGCAAGGUUAUUGCCAAUACGCACAGCUUCCUCCGUGUGUGUGUAUGUGUGUGUGCGCGUGCGCAAGUGUGUGUGUGUAUAUAUAUAUAAAAAGAGAGAGUAAUAUUUAUGAAUCUAUUUUUUUCCUAUUUUGUGAUGAGAGCUAUUGAUAAGAAACAAAAAGAAAACAAAGUCCUUUUCUUUUUUUCCUCAGUGGGACACUGCCAUAUUAUUUUGAAGGGAAGUGUUUAUUUUCUUGAAAACUAGACUAUGAAUAAUAAUAUAAAUAAAAACCUGAAAAAAUAGGAGAACAGUAAAGUGAACCACCGUGUUAACUUUGGUCAGGAUGUGAACAGUGCGCAUGUCAGUAUUGUGAUCUACCUCAGGCUUCAGGGUACCUCAGUCCAAUCUUUCAUUUCCCCUUUUUCCACAUUUUGUAUGCCUUGUUAACUGAUCAUUUUGAGCGUUUUUAAUUUUCUUUUUUAAUGAAAAAAAAGAACAAGAGAAAAGACCUACAGUAAUCUCUAAACUUUUCAGGUCCAGCCGACUAGUGAAACUUUGUAAACUGUAGUCAACUCUGUUGGACUAUCUUUGCCUGGACGCCAUACAACCUCUUAAUGAUACACGUGAAAAGGAUUUCAAAGUUGAUAUUUUGCUAGAAAGGAAUGAAGAGCAGGAUCUAAGGGGUACAUACCUGCCCGAAGUGGUUCUGAAUGUGGAUGUUGUGUACUGAUUUCACCAUCAAAGAAAGAAAAAUAUACAAAUCAGUUGCUAGAAACAGAAACUAACCAACUGUACCUCCUGUUUUUCCCGACUGUACCUCCAGGUUUUUUUUUUUAGACUUUAAAAAAAACAAUGAAGUUUAUUCACUUGUGGGGAAAAAAAUGAAUUUUAUAGCAACCCAACUCAAUCUUACCAGCUCUAUUUGAUAACAGCAUACUCUGGGGUUGAUUUGAAGAAAACACGAAGCUGCAAAAAUACACUGACAGGACUCUUGAACAUGGUGUAAAACCUUAGUCUUCUGUGUAGAAUGUAGAACAACUCUAGUCUAGUCGUUGAAAUGUCACUGUGUAUGACAAAAUAACUGUAUAUCUGUAAACAUGUACGAUAGUCACACAUAAAUGCAUCGUAUUCUGUCUCUCUAUAACACUUACCAGUCUGCACCUGCGUUGUGAGAGAUGGUGGGAGAAGUUUAGAGCGUCACAGCUUCCCUCAAAACUGACCUCUAAACGUGUUUUCCCAUCAAUCUACCGAUUUUAUUUUGAUUUGUUUUGUUGUGCUGUACAUUUCAGAAUUACCUCUCAGAAUCCAAGGCUGACUUUAGUUACUAAAACCGAUGUAGGGCAAAAAGAAUUAAAUAAAUGAAUGAUAUAGUGAAAGUUAGUGUUUUGUCUUUGGAGUUCUUUUAACUGUUGAGAGCUGAUUUUUCCUUUUUCGAGGGCAGACUUUUGUCAUCAGAUGAGGUGGAUCAUUUUUGUCCCAGUGAACACAGACUAGCAGUGCUAAAAAUAAAACAUAAAGGUCUAUCAAACUCACACAAUGCCUGAGGCAGUUUCAGCAAGCCUCCCCACAGCCGGUACAGUACCUCAUACUGAUGAUGAUAGCUCACAAGACCUGAUUCAAAUACCCUGACCUUACCUACACAGAUGCAGUACGGUGCUUCUACUUGAAUGCAUGAUUCCUGUGAUGGUCUGCUUCCUUGUAGUAGGGCCAUGUCGCAGUGAGAAAACGGCUUUUCACAGUAGCACUGGAAAUUGUAGUUUGUCACUCAUGGUGUGUUUGACUGUCAGCAGUAGCUUUUUAGAGCAGUUUUGAAGUUGAGGCUCUUUUCUCGCGUUGCAGAGGACUCUUCAGACCUCUGUCUCUCUUGUGUUUUGGCUCUUUAUACAGUAAGUGCAGGUUUCCCUCUAAGCUGGAUCGGUUUCACUGUGGGGUUGUCAGCACAGCAUCCUGGUUGUUGAGACAUUUGUAAACCAACUGAAAUCUGAGGCGAAACUUGUCAAGAUGAUUUUUUUUUUUUUUUACUUCCAAGGAUUGGUGUUUAUAGGUUUUGUGGGGUGUUGCUAGACAUUAAUAUUCAGUACCAGAAAACCACAAUUACACACAUCACUGAGGGUGUACUGUGUUGUUAGUCAUAUCACAUGGUGGUUGGAUAGUUUAGGCUUUUUUGUUUUGUUUUGUGUUGAUCUAGUUUUCUCGUCAUUUACACUGAUUUAAUAAUGUAGUCUGGAGCAGUAGCUGGGAUUCUUUGCUUAUAAUAUUCAUUCCUGUUAGAUCACUACCAAUAAUACUAGCUGUUAAAUUGUGGUUGAAAAAUGUCCUAGCUAGGAUUUUGAACAGAUUUGGGAAUCAGAAUGGCAACAUAAAAUGAAUGACAUACAAAGAAGGAUGGAGGGGGUAUCCAGGUCAGAUUAAAAAAAUAAAGCUGAUAAAACUUGUUCUGCAUUAAACAACCAUUCAAAAACUAUGGAUUAGCUGAGGAAGGAUUUAGUGAAGUCUGGUUGGAUGUAUGCAGAACCACAGCAGUGUUUUUUUUUUCCUGUCUAGUUGUUAAAUGAGAAAACACAAUGCAUUGCAUGAGACUGUUGUAGGCGAUUCAGUAUUUACUACACUUCAUAUAGCACUAGACUUUCAGUAGUGGUUUUACAUGGAUCCAUUUCUUAACUGCAUUUCACCAUUUGGGAGAUUCCUUUUGUUUCCUCAGUAGGUCAAAACCCUCAAGUCCUACAUUUCCCAUGGGCCAAAAGGUCCCAAACACCUCAAGGUAAUCGGUGACUGUGUGCUGGACAGACAAAUGAUCCAUUUUUAAUACAUCUUGUGGAUCCAUGCCUUUCUGGUAACAGCCAUGCUGUUGUUUUGAGUUGUGAGUGAACUGUAUUGCUGAGCAACCUGGAUCUGAGCAAUAAAGAAUAUCUGAAAAAAACAA